CGUUUCCUUAAGUUUCACUUUCUGUUGUCUGUAAACGUGAGACUGCGUGUGCAUUCGUGAGUUUGGGGUGAAAAUACGACCUAGAAUAUUUACUAUUUCGUUAAAAAUAACCGACAGCAAACAAGAGGCACACCUCCUGUAACUGACACCUUACAACAAACCAAACAUCAAAUCAGGGAAGUAUCGUGUGCUCUGAUCGGUUCAAAGGUGAAGUCAUGUCUGUUUUAAUGAGGGAAAUACGGCGUUUCAGCACAGAGGCAGUCCAUGUUCUUCAGCACGAAGGUUUGACCACUGACUCAGAUAUCCGGUCACUGACUCGGGAGGACCUUCGUGAGCUGUUUCCUGGGAAACCGUUCAAAUUUAGGAGGGAAAUCUACACGAUAAUACACAAACAGAGGCCAAUCAAUGAUCUCCUAGAGGGAUUGAAAGGGUUCCUCACACAGGAAUGUUUGAGUGCUGCUCUAGCUGACAAUGGGGUCUUGGUUGAAUACUUCCAUGUCCUAAAGAGCGUGAAGAACCAACUGGAUGACGUGCAGACCUUCCUUGAUGCUCAUAUUGAUCUACUGGAGAACAUCAGCAAAAAAAACCAGGCAAACCCAGAACCCAACAAAGAUUCUUUGUCAGGUCAAAGUGAGCUGUACACUAACCAAGCUGGUGACAAUCAACAAGGAGCACAUGAUAACACUAAUGCCAGUGUUCAAAAUGUGCCGGAUAGUGACCAAAAUAAUGGCAGAAAACAAAAAUCAUUAAGAAAUUACAUCCCAGUGCUGUCUACGCAGAAUUUACAGGAAGUGAAGUACAAGAUGGUUAUCACAGGUAAAACCUUUGGAGCCCAUGAACAGCUGAUGGUGCAAGUGAAGAGUCACUUUCGGGAUAGAGCUCAGUUAACUCAAAGCAGUGAAGAUCACCAUAUUGUUAUUGUCUUCUGUCCAAUCACUUCACGUGUUGGGACAGAUGUUGAGGCAGCAAUGGCUGAUGAAAGCGUGUCCACAACUGAAAAACCUGUCAUUCUGGUGUUAAUGCACCAUUCACAUGAGGCCAGGCACACAACCUCUAUGAGAACAUGGACUUCUAAAGAUAAUGUUGUGUUGCAUGUCAAUGUUUUCUACCAUGAGACAAGAUCUGGGUUACUGAAUUGUAACCAAAAUAUUGAAGCUGUUGUUAAGAUUAGAGAAGCAUUUGUGACCCACUGUAGUCUGAGAAGUAAAGAUACCAGUGCAGGAUGCAACACCAGUGCAGGUAGUAGUGGGACUGGUAUUACUUUCCCUAGGAUGGAUAUUUUUCAUGGAUGGUUUUCAGGAAAUAAAUAAAUAAAUAAAAUGAACUGUUGUGGAUUUAUUAACUGCAACAUUAGAGACUAGAAACACUGAGAAAACAAACCACAAAUUGAUCUUGAUUUGUGUAUGCCACUAUGUUAAUCAUUGGUAUAAACAUAAAGUGUCUGUGUAGCAUUUCUUAACCAAGGUUUUUUUUUUUUUUUUAAACAAUGAUUACACAAUUACUUUUGUAACCAUUUUUUGUGCAGAACAUUACAUUGAGCUUUUGGGCUGCAAUUGAGCAUAAAAUGUUCAAUGCAUGUGAGUUUAUGGAAAGGGCUGGUUUGAAAUAAGCCCAAAAGUAAACAUGACUGUAUACUGCUGAUCAUGUGCAAUAGAGUUGUGUUGCUGUUCAUUCCAUAAGCCAAUGCAAUCCAAUCCACUGUAAUGACUCCUACUAAGCUUGCUUUGCUUGUUUUAAAGAAACAGAACCAUUGGGCUAAUAUUACCAUUCUAUGUUUCUACAUGCAGUAAGACUUGAAUGUACAGUACAGAGGCCACAAGUACAGUGACCAGCCAAACUUUAUGUAUUGAUCUAGGAGUGUCAAAUCAAUGAAUAAAUACACAAAUCAAAGGAAAAUAUAGAUGAAGACAAUUAUUACUAGACAAAUAAAAAACUGAAAGUUUGCUUGAAUAUACAUAUUGCUGUAGCUGCUUAUAAAUGAAUGUCUCAGAAAGCAUGAUGUGUGAUUACUGUGUGAUACUUUUAAUAAACUUCAGUUAUGAGUGUGA
Molecule: messenger RNA, 2048 nt
Organism: Lates calcarifer (barramundi perch)
Lineage: Eukaryota; Metazoa; Chordata; Actinopteri; Centropomidae
Exons: 10
Coding region: 216-1310 (364 amino acids)
Source: RefSeq, a predicted model, not a curated record